Messenger RNA from Crotalus tigris (Tiger rattlesnake), 3822 nucleotides. It is a transcript of the gene ABCD4, whose product is annotated as ATP binding cassette subfamily D member 4. The transcript has 18 exons. Gene Ontology annotation, molecular function: ATP hydrolysis activity; long-chain fatty acid transmembrane transporter activity; ATP binding. Gene Ontology annotation, biological process: very long-chain fatty acid catabolic process; fatty acid beta-oxidation; peroxisome organization. Bases 916 to 2544 code for a protein of 542 amino acids. Gene Ontology annotation, cellular component: peroxisomal membrane. NCBI's taxonomy places the organism in Eukaryota, Metazoa, Chordata, Lepidosauria, Squamata, Viperidae. The record is from RefSeq and is a predicted model, not a curated record.
AAAGAACACUAAAAGUUUGCUAUUUAUAUCUUUUCUAACUGUAUAGUUUCUAACUUGUGUAAAAAAAAAAUCAGAACUCCAACUCUUUAUUAGUAGUUUGGUCUUUAUCAGAACAAAAAAAAAGAUGCUGCUGCAGAAAAUAUGCUUCUUCGUUGAUUUCGGUUAGUGGAAUUAAGGAAGUUUGGGAACUUUUUGUCAUAAUCGUGCGGAAAAGGAGAAGAAAAUCACGAAGUUAAAAUCAACCGAUGGUUUAUUUCUUUGUUUGUUCAUUAAUGAACAUUUAUUUUGAAAAUUCGGUUCCAGUUUUUCCUGACGCUAAUUUUCGGAGGAAGUAACUGUACUAGUCUAUUGCAAUAAAGAAAAAAAAAGACAAAUAUUUAUGUUUACAUAGGUUUUUGUGGACUAUACUUCAGGGCAUGUGUUUCAUCAUUCCAGCACUGCUAACUGAAGCAUUUCCGCCACUCUUCAAUUCUCGGAGAACUCGAGCUGUAAUCCGGGACCGGAAGUAUAUGUUAAAUCCAUGAAGACGGUCGGAAAUCAUUGCUUUUAGCGAUACAGGUAGAAAAUCAGAUUUGCUUCGGUAGAAUGCUGUAGUUUCUCUGGUUAUUCCCACUAAAAUGACGCGGAUUCGGAUACUUGGCCAUUGCAGCUGUCUUUUUCUGUAGCUUUUAAUAGCCGCCUGCUCACAACUCAUUUUCUCAAUGAUGGACCCUCUAUAGUCGCUCUUUCUGACUCGCUAAUGAAUAAUCUAAAGGAAUAAUGAAUACUCAUCAAAAUCCCUGUUUGGGGUGGGACUAGAAUCAAGAGCCUUGAAGGGACGGAAGACUUGCAAGUCUUCUACUAGCGCGAUCCCGAGUGGACUCUGGGAAGCUUUUUUUUUUCCUUUUUCUUUUUGCAAGGAAGGGCAGUUCAUUCAUGGCUCCAGGGAAAACAACUAGGAAAACUAUCCGGCCCCAGCUGGAUCGUCAAUUUCUCCACCGAUUCCUAAAGAUCCAAACAGUUUUAUUCCCUACCUUCACCUCUAAGAAUGUGCUGAUGUUUCUAACCUUACUUGUAGUUGCUUUGUUGACUCAACUGAUCAUUUACCAGGUGGGACUGAUUCCCAGUCAAUAUUUCUCAGUUCUGGGAAGGAAAGAUCUUUAUGAGUUCAAUAGGGUGACCGCAGUUGCUCUGAUUCUCAUUGUACUCAACUCUUUGCUGAAGAGUUUAGACCAGUUUAUCUGCAAUCUAAUGUAUGUCAGCUGGAGAAAGACUCUCACUGAAUACCUUCAUGGCUGCUAUUUUCAGGGCCAGGAGUAUUAUACUCUGAAUGUUCUACAUGAGGAAAUUGAUAAUCCAGACCAGAGAAUCAGUCAAGAUGUAGAAAGAUUCUGCAAACAGCUGAGUUCCAUGGCCAGUAAGCUGAUCAUCUCGCCCUUCACCCUUGUUUAUUACACCUAUCAAUGUUUUUACAGCACUGGUUGGCUGGGUCCUCUAAGCAUCUUUGGCUAUUUUAUCAUUGGGAUUAUUGUUAACAAGUUCCUAAUGAGUCCCAUUAUUUCAAAACUGGUGCACCAGGAAAAGCUUGAAGGUGAUUUCAGGUUUAAGCAUAUGCAACUGCGGGUGAAUGCUGAAUCUGUUGCUUUCUACAGAGCUGGGGAAGUUGAACACAUGCGAACCAACUACAAGCUUCAAAAUCUUUUAAAGACGCAAAGGGAACUGAUGGGAAAGGAACUAUGGCUAUACAUUGGGAUCAAUACCUUUGACUAUUUGGGCAGCAUCCUUAGCUACAUGAUGAUUGCCAUUCCUAUAUUUAGUGGAGUAUACAAUGAUCUGAAUCCCACAGAACUGAGCUCCUUAGUUAGCAAGAAUGCCUUUGUCUCCAUUUACUUGAUUCACUGUUUCAGUCUCCUAAUUGAUCUCUCUACCACAUUGUCCGACGUAGCUGGCUACACGCACAGAAUUGGGGAGUUGCAGGAAGUAUUGCUGAACCUUUCCAAGAAGCAAAGUCAUAGUGAAUCACAAGACAAAUGGGACUUCGACAGCAUUUCUAAAGAGAAGAGGACCUCAAAAGACACUGCUUUUGUUCUGGAGCAUGUUUCCCUUGCUGCUCCUUCCAGAAACCUGCUUGUCAAGGACCUAAACCUGAGAGUCACACAAGGGAAUAAUCUCCUGAUUACUGGGAAUACAGGCACAGGAAAGACAUCUUUGUUGCGUAUACUCGGAGGCCUGUGGAAGUGCAAGCAGGGGGAAGUCCACAUGCUGACUUCCUUUGGCCCCCAUGGAGUGGUGAUCAUACCUCAGCGUCCUUUUUUCACAGAUGGAACACUGCGGGAACAGAUUAUAUACCCUCUAAAGGAAAUCUAUCCAGAUUCUGGGUCUAUAGAUGAUGAAAGGAUACUCAGGUUCCUGGAGCUGGCUGGACUGUCAGACUUGUUAGUGAGAACAGGAGGUUUGGACCAGCCUGUGGACUGGAAUUGGUAUGAUAUUCUUUCACCAGGUGAGAUGCAAAGGCUGUCUUUUGCUCGCUUGUUCUACUUACAGCCCCAGUAUGCAGUUCCAUAGCUGGAUUUUGAAACUGUAUGGAGAAGGAAAAUGGGAGCUAACAAGAAUUGAGAAACCCUGAACUAUUCCCAAACCAAUCACAGAAAAUAUUGGAGUUAAAGCCUCAAGUUAAAGUGCCUUGGAAUCAGCAUGCUUUCAUGGAGAAAGUAUGGCUUGAAAUUUCAAAAUUACAAGUGCCAAGAAGUUUCCAAUUAAGAAAAAAACAUGGGGAGAAAGUUUUUAACCAUUUCUUAUCUUAUACAUUUGCUUUCAAUCCAUUGUUUUGAUUGCUGUACAACCUUUCAUCCAGAAAGGAAAGAAUAAUUUUGCUUCAUCUAUGGAAUUCAUUUUUAAGUGUGACUGCAUAAGUGGAAUUAUGCUGGCCUAUAAGGCCAGUAAAUGUAGCACAGCGUCUUUGACUGUAAAAUAACAAUGAAUUUUGUAAAAUGUCAGCACCACUUGGUAAAAAAAAAAUAACCACUCUUGACAUGUUGUGAAGUACAAAAUAUAGCUUUGCAGAGGGUCAGGAUGGGAGGGAGUUUUUUCAGUGAUUCUACUGCUUCCUCAAGGGUCAUUCCUGUGAAAGUGGAGAUGUCAGUGGCCUCUGAGAUGCCACAAGGGUUACUUCUCUCUUUCCUGCUCAUUGCCUAUAUGAAGUUUCUAGGAAAAGCCACCUGACAUUUUGGGGGUUCAGUAUUAACAGUAUGCUAAUAAUAGUCAGUUGUAUCUCAUUACUAGCUGGGCUUUGAGGGGUUGCUAUCAAUGUCCUUUCCCAAGACCUGGAUGGCAGAGAAAAGACUGAAAGUGAAACUUAGUAAAUUGGAGUGUUGGAUACUCAGAGUUCUCUGUUGCCACAAGAUAUCAGAGUGGUUUCUGAUGAGCAAAUACCUAGCUAUCUGCAGGACCACAUCCUCCAAUCAGUCCUGAUCUGACCAAUCAGAGCAAACACAAAGUAUCACUCACCCUACAUUUUCAAGAGGCUGAAGGGCCUGAACCAAGAAGACACUGGUUUUUCAGGGGCAGCACCAAGGCUGCAGGACAGCUUGCUGGUAGAGAUCAGGCCCAGCCCCCUCCUUGUUGAUGUUUCAGAAGCUACUAAAGAUGAAAUUAUUUUAGAAAGACUUCCCCUAAUUUUACUCUACCACCUUUAGCUUGUUUUAUUGUUUGUACUAUUAUAUUUGAUGAGUGGCUUUUUUUUUUACUGUUUUUUGUACUGUAGAAGUUUUACUUGGUUUUUAUAGCCUAUGUAAGCCAGCAAGCAUCUUUGGCUUGUGGCAAGAUAAAGAUGUGAAAAAUAAA